GCCUGUACCUGCCGUGCAGAGGCACAGAAACUUCGGUCAUCAGGAGGUGCCAUGCAUCCUGGCACACCUGGACACGCCUCAACACACAACCAGUGUCCCGCGGCCGUAAUGAGUGAACCUGUAUCGAACUGGGAAUGGACAGCUGUUAUUGGUGCUCGACAAGGUGGAAGAAGAGGACGAAAAGGCCAUGCAAACAGAGGCCGAGUAGUUAGGGGCAGAGGCCGGAGAGCAACUGGUGGGAGUGGAGAAAAGAAAGAGAAUAAGAGAGUCAGUAACAUAAAUAUGAAGACAGACAAGUCGAAAAAGAAGAAAAAAAGCAACGUAAAAUAUAUCAUAAUCUGCAUAAUGGUUGUGCUGGCGUUAGUAAUCGGUAUCUUGAUGCUGUCUGUCCUUGGGAACACCCCGAAGGCAGAAGAAAAUGUCGUCCCAAGGCAAGAGAGGAGGCGUAAAGAAGACUCCACAAAAGUUGCCUUGGCCGUUGGUGGUGUUUUUUGCCUUUUCAGUUGCUGUUGCGUGGUGGUGGUCACUGUAUAUUUUGCCCGUCGUGAUAAAAAAUCCCCGUCAACUUCGUCAUCACCUUCGUCAAAAUCGUUUACUUCUUCUAAAUCAUCAUCUUCCCUUUCAAAAUCAAUAGGGAGUGAAGGUGGGACGAAAAAACAAGAGAAAAAGGAGGAGAAAGAGCAAGAGGGAAAAGAAGAGGAGGAAGAUGAAGAAGAGGAAAAGGAAGAGGAAAAUGAGAAGGAAGAGGAGGAGGAGAAGGAGGAGGAGGAGGGAAAAGAAGUAGACGACGACAAAGAAGAAAAAGAAAAUGAAGAAGAGGAGGAGGGAGAAGAGGAGGAGGAUUGGUGGGAGGAGGAAUGGGAUGAUGAUGAAGAAGAGGUGGAGGAGGAAGAGGAAGAGGAGGAGGAGGAGGAGGAGGAGGAGGAGGAGGAGAAGUUUGUAGACGAUAGUGAGACAACUGGUGAAUAAUAGAGUAACACUUGAAAAUGUAAUAAUAAGAAAGAGGAUAUUGUUAUACUUACUUCAUCUUAAUUUACCUUUUGGCUUUCACUAUGAUGUGACCAAGAGAAGCCUAGGCAUUCAGCGACAAAGUUGGUGACAAAGGGACAUACCACGUCAAACACUUAUGAACGACUUGCAGAUGAAACUUUCCAUCUGAUACAAACCUUUCAGUUUAUUGAUAAAUAAAGAGGUUCACUCUGUUGGGUUAAAAUCUGAUGACAAUGUUAUUCUAUAUCCUCAAGAGAAGCGCAAAUAUUUCAGAAGAAUUUUAGUAAUGUUGUUCUUUCAUCCUUUUAGUGCUGAUAAAUUGUUUUGUGGUGCAUCAUGAAUUUUGAGAAAGAAAGAUGAAAUCAUUUUAUUUUACAUCUACAGUAUGUUACGAUCUCAGCAUGACCUCGAAAAAAGUUUACCUACCUACAUCGACGUUACUCAUUCCUAAGAAUUGAUGGAGGUAUUGCAUUAAUUCUUUUGAGUUUAUGCAAAAACGAUGAUGCUAUUAAAAACAAAACAAAACAUACAUUAGGUUUAUUAGGUAUAAAGAGGUAGUACUUGACAUAUUAAAGCAUAAAUAAAAGUAUUAGAAAGUUAGCAAUACUGAGGGAAGUGAGAUGUAUGAUCCCUGAUUUUCUUGGAUUCUUUUUUUCCGUUUAACUGUGUGUGUUAGUAGAAGCAUUUUCUUUAUGCACUUAGGGAGUCAAUGAGGAAAGCCAGCUUUAAAAAUCACUGGUGAGAUAUUAAUCUAUGUUAAAUUAGCCAGGGAGUUCAUUUUAGAGUGUCAUUGAGGGUAGUGUGCUGUUUUAUGUCAUAAGGAAGAAUGGCACAACAUUAUUUAUUAUAUGAGUUGGCAUAUUUAUUUUCUUUAGACUGAGUCAAUCGUCAUUUUUCUGAUAAUUAUAUUUCAGCUUUAGUGGAUGUUUUAUGUUUUCCCAGAUAAAUCUAAAAGCUUAUUUUGCCAGUUUUAUUUUCAUGUUUUAGAGUGAAACUUCAGUUGAAACGUUUGAGUGUAAUUUGUGGGUAACAGGAACGGAUGCCCUUGAGAAGUUUGUUUCUUAACUGCAGGAGUUCAGGGCCCAUAUCCCUAUAGGGAAGUAGACAACGUGACGCGGAACGGUGAUUAAAGGAGGACCAUUUGGCAUAAUUUAAACUGUUUAGUGCUUUGCCUAUAACUUUAACAAUAAAUGG
Eriocheir sinensis (Chinese mitten crab) is the source of this 2184-nucleotide messenger RNA. Its product is annotated as bifunctional lysine-specific demethylase and histidyl-hydroxylase NO66-like. The coding region runs from base 52 to 969 and encodes 305 amino acids. NCBI's taxonomy places the organism in Eukaryota, Metazoa, Arthropoda, Malacostraca, Decapoda, Varunidae. The transcript is spliced from 2 exons. The record is from RefSeq and is a predicted model, not a curated record.